AUGAUUAUGUUGGAGGAUGUUUCCAUGCACUUGGGGCUUCAGGUAGAUGGAGAUGUGCUUUCAGGGGUGGCACACGGUAACUGGAAUUCAUUGUGCCAGGAAUAUCUAAGAGGUGUACAACCAAAUUUUAACAGUGGUCGAAUUCUAUUAAAUUGUUUGGAUGUAAAUUUCAAGAAUUUGAGUGAGGACACCUCGGAGGAUCAGGUAAAAAAGUAUGCACAUGCAUGCAUACUACAGGUGAUAGGAGGGUUGAUGAUGCCAGAUAAAUUGCGUAACCAAGUUUACUGUAUGUGGUUGCGGUAUCUCGCCGAUUUUCAUCUGGCUGGAACACUGAGUUGGGGCUCGGUAAUUUUGGCAUUCCUGUAUAGGGAAAUGUGUCAAGCUACUGACUAUAGGAAAAAUGCUAUCGGUGGGUGUCUCCUUCUGUUGCACUAUUGGGCAUGGUAUCGCAUGCCCUUUUUAUGUCCUAUUGUGAAGAACUCGUUCAUAUUCUCGCUAUUAUUGAGGAAAAAUCAACGGGAUUUACCUGAUGAAUUAGAAUUAAUGAGGCUACUAAUUGAUCAGAAGGAUGACACAGAGAUGGUUAUUACGAGUGGUUCAACAAUAACGGGAAAUCGUUCAUGCUUUCCGAUGAAGCACGAGGAUGGAGCAUUCAUCGACGUCGAUAGAGACGUGCACCGUCACAACCCCAUCAUCCCCCGACUCGUAGACGGAGAGCAAGUGCUUCCGAUUCGUCGUCAGCUGCAGCAUCAGAACCUUCACAGCAGUCACCGUCUACAACAAUGUAUACCCCGCAGCCAGUUCAUAUGGGUACACAACAUAUCAGAUGUCGCUACCGUCGUUCCCAUACCAGAUGCCACCACCGCCACAUAG
Molecule: messenger RNA, 873 nt
Organism: Hibiscus syriacus
Lineage: Eukaryota; Viridiplantae; Streptophyta; Magnoliopsida; Malvales; Malvaceae
Product: protein MAIN-LIKE 2-like
Exons: 3
Coding region: 1-873 (290 amino acids)
Biological process (GO): meristem development; meristem maintenance
Source: RefSeq, a predicted model, not a curated record